CGCCAUCUUAAAUACCUCGCGAUUCGGGGGGCGGAACGUGCGAGAUCGAUAUACUGCUUGUUCAAUCAAUUGGCUCGUUGUUGAUCGGAGAGCUGCAAUGGCGUCGCCGGCGAGAGGGGAGACGGAGGCGAUCCAUGUGCUGGCGGUGGACGACAGCUCGGUCGACCGGGCGGUCAUCGCGGGGCUUCUCCGGAGCUCCAAGUACCGAGUCACGGCUGUGGACAGCGGUAAGAAAGCGCUGGAGCUAUUGGGAAUGCAGGAACCAAACGUGAACAUGAUCAUUACUGAUUACUGGAUGCCAGAAAUGACAGGAUACGAACUGCUCAAGAGAGUCAAGGAAUCCUCCAAGUUGAGAGAAAUCCCCGUGGUCAUAAUGUCAUCUGAGAAUGUUCCCAAUCGAAUCAACAGGUGUUUGGAAGAAGGAGCAGAAGAUUUCUUGUUGAAGCCUGUGAGGCCAUCUGAUGUAUCUCGUUUGUCCAGCUGGAUCAGAUAGCAGCUGGAGAAGGCAGAGGAGGACGAAAGAUGAGUCUCCUGUCGACACAAUUUUCCUCAGCUUUGCUUUCGUUUAGAAAUGCAUUCUUUUGUUUCUUCUUUAAAUGAACAAGGCACUGUGAUCAUGGAGGUAGAUCCUCAUCAUCUUCCAUGAAUGUCACCUUUUGCUUUCAGAUGUAAAACAUGCUUCGAGCAAGCAUUUCAAUCCAAUGCCAUUCCGAUU
Molecule: messenger RNA, 715 nt
Organism: Zingiber officinale
Lineage: Eukaryota; Viridiplantae; Streptophyta; Magnoliopsida; Zingiberales; Zingiberaceae
Product: two-component response regulator ORR11-like
Exons: 5
Coding region: 98-493 (131 amino acids)
Biological process (GO): phosphorelay signal transduction system; cytokinin-activated signaling pathway
Source: RefSeq, a predicted model, not a curated record